CUCUUAUCUUGCACUACCCUACGACACACAAAAUGGCAGCAGCAGCAGCAGCAGCAUCGUCGUUGGCUUCGACUGCGGCAACCAAGCUGACCGGCUUUGACUUUUGGCGCACUGCACUCCGCAGCGCACGCCUCGUCGUCGCCCCAAUGGUGGACCAGUCCGAGCUGGCUUGGCGCAUGCUCAGCCGCCGCUACGGAGCAGACCUCUGCUACACGCCAAUGUUCAACGCGCGCCUGUUUGCAGAGUCGCAGCUGUACCGUGAUGAAAUGUUCUCGACCUGUGCGGAAGACCGGCCGCUCGUCGUCCAGUUCUGUGCAAACGACCCAGACCACCUGCUUGCCGCUGCAAAGCUCGUCGAGAACGACUGCGACGCGGUCGACCUCAAUCUCGGUUGCCCGCAGCACAUUGCGCGCCGUGGCCACUAUGGCUCGUUCCUGAUGGAAGAGUGGGACCUGAUCGAGCGGAUGGUGCGCAAGCUGCAUGAAAACCUCAAAGUACCCGUCACUUGCAAGAUUCGAAUCUUCCCCUCUGUCGAAAAGACCGUGCAGUAUGCGCAAAUGCUCGAGCGAGCGGGUUGCCAGCUGCUGACUGUGCAUGGUCGUCUGCGAGAGCAAAAAGGCCACAAGACUGGCCUGGCAGACUGGAGCUACAUCCGAGCUGUUCGGGAGGCGGUCAAGAUCCCCGUAUUUGCCAAUGGCAACAUUUUGUACAAUGAGAAUGUCGAAGAGUGUAUUCGACAGACUGGCGUGCAAGGCGUGAUGACUGCUGAAGGCAACUUGUACAAUCCCGCUCUCUUUUCUGGCCAAAUGCUGCCGGUGCACCGUGUUGCCAAAGAGUACAUGGAGCUUGUCUCCCAGUAUCCCACGCCUCUGGCCUAUGUGCGUGCCCACCUGUUCAAGAUUUUCCAUAGCAGCCUGCCUUUCAACAUUGGACUGCGUACGCGACUUGGCGAUGUCCAUACGCCUGAAGCUCUCGAUCAAGUCGCUCGUGAGCUGAUAGAGUGGGUUGAAAGCGAGGAGCGCAAAUUCCAAGAAUCUGGCGAAGCCCUGCCACCAGCCCCUCAGUAUCCUCACUGGAUUUGCCAGCCGCAUUUCCGUGUGACUGAAGGUGUGCCAUUCACUCCCGAGAUGAUUGCCGCAGGCGUGAAACCUUUUGAGCCCCGCGCUCCGGGUGCACGCCGCCCGCCAGCGCAAGAGCCUGAGGAAGACGCAUACCGCAGCAGUGAUGCCAGUGCGACGGCCUUUAUUAUUUCGACGUCGGCCGAGGUUGAACCUUCGGCGCCGCCGUCUCCCACCCCAGCAUCAGCAGCAGGUCCCUCUACCUCGUCAGCUGCGCCCUUCAAGCGUGCCUCAGAUUCGGAAUCAACGUCCAAGGCCAAGCGACCGCGUAUCGUUGACACGUGCGUCGUGUGCAAAUCAGUUCGCUCGUACAAGUGCGAUCAUCUCAUGUGCCGCAACUGCUGCCGAAAAAUUUGCACCCUUGACGGCAAGAGCUGCCUCGGCCACAAGUUUGUCCGUGCGCUCCAAAAGCGAGCGGCGAACGCUGGUGCUGAGGCUGCUGUCGUUGCUGAGGCUUCUGCCGCUGCAGCUGAAGCCGCUGAGGCUGCUGAGGCUGCUGAGGGUGCCUCCGAGGCCCCUGCACCUGCAGAUGCUUCGACAAACAUGGUUGUUGACAAUGCUGUGCCAGUCCAAGAGCCUCAACCUGCAUCUGCUCUGGCGCAGUAGAACGUGGAUACAUGCAUUCCUUUGUAAUACACGCUUCGUUUGACCUUU
This is a messenger RNA of Capsaspora owczarzaki ATCC 30864, 1772 nucleotides long. RefSeq lists its product as hypothetical. The record is from RefSeq and is a predicted model, not a curated record. Lineage: Eukaryota; Filasterea; Ministeriida; Capsasporidae. Gene Ontology annotation, biological process: tRNA processing. Gene Ontology annotation, molecular function: flavin adenine dinucleotide binding; tRNA dihydrouridine synthase activity. Bases 33 to 1724 code for a protein of 563 amino acids. The transcript is spliced from 8 exons.